Molecule: messenger RNA, 6485 nt
Organism: Drosophila takahashii
Lineage: Eukaryota; Metazoa; Arthropoda; Insecta; Diptera; Drosophilidae
Gene: f
Product: espin protein forked
Biological process (GO): actin filament bundle assembly
Cellular component (GO): cytoplasm
Molecular function (GO): actin filament binding
Source: RefSeq, a predicted model, not a curated record
ACAAACGCGACAUUGCCGAGCGGAAACCGGAAAAAGAAAGAACUUUCGGGGUGGGAAAACAGGGAAAAUAGCAGCGAACAUAUAGAACACACACAGAAACAAUGACCAGUUGUGCCCCGGUGAUCGUGUGGAACGGUGCUCAGUUUACGGCCAGCAGCAGGGAACUGGAGCAGCUGCGUCGGGACUACGGUCUGGAUGCCCGGAUGUUGGAGGCCACAUUGGUGCCGCGAUACAAGCGCCACAGGCCGCAGGCGGCGGCGAGGAACGAUCACGUGAGGGUCACCAAGGAGCAGGAGGCGAGGCAAUCGGAUUGGAUACUCCGGCAGGAUCGCAGCACGAACGUCAGCCAGGUGAACUUCCAUCCGGCGAAGGGCGGAGCCCAUUUCGAUCUGGUUCCCUGGCGGAGGACGCGUUCCGCCUUGGAUCUCACCUCGGUGGCGGACUACAAUUAUCACGGUCAGGUGGAUCCCAAGUCGCUAAAGGGCCUGGAGAAGCUGGAGCUGCGCCAGCAGCGUCGGAGGCUACAGCACGCGGCGAGGUCAACGCACCAGGGACUCCGGCGACUGGUGCGCGUGCGCCUGAUCUUCUCCAUCGAGCUGCGGCACAAGAGGAUGGAGGUGCUAAGGAAGAGCUCUCUGCCCCUGCGGGUCUUCGAGCAGCGGUUUGCUUUGUCCGAGAACGAGAGUGCCGCCUACGAGCGCAUCCUAAUGGACGCCAGUGCCGGUGUGGAUCAGCAUGUGGGCUACUUCAGCCGGAGGCAAAUGGCCACUGGCCAGGAUGCCAAUUCCAACGAGGAGCUAGUGGUGGAUUUUGCCAGCGAAACGGAGGCUGAUACAGAGGAGAAGAAGACGGAGGAAGAGCUGUAUGCCACGAUAGCCCCUCCACAGGAGGAAAAGGAGAAGGAGAAGGAGAAGGAGAAGGAAAAGGGAGGCAGUGCAGCAGCCACAACGGCCAAGGAAUCCCGACAGGUGCCAUGCAUCAAGUGCCGCGACAUAGCCAUCAAAUUGAGAACCAUAAACGAUUAUGCGCUCAACUCGAAUCUGCACCUGAACCACAGCAGCCGACUAAAUAACCUGCAGCACAGCAGCAAGCUGCUCCACAACAACAAUCCGAUUAAUCCGAGCAGAAUGCACGCCCACCAGCUGGACUCCUACCUGGGCGGAGUGGGCGGUGUGAUGAAUCUCGGAGGCAUGGGUGGCAUGGGAGGCAUGGCCCCCAUGGACCAGAUGCACCAUCCGGGGAGCGUUUCCGGCAGCGAAAGACCCAACGGAGGAGCUCUGGCCCUUCACUAUGCCGCCGCACGUGGCUGCCUCGAUUGCGUCCAACUGCUGGUCGCCGCAUCCGUGGAUAUUUGCUACUUCUCCACGAUCAACGUUAAGAAGGGCCUCCUCGGCCGCAUGACCACCAGUCUGACCUCCUACCGCCGCAGCAAGCAGAAGUCCAAGUCGAACAAUGACAUCCACACGAUCAUCGCCACCGAGGUGGUGACUUCCGCCAUCCUGAGCAGCAGUGUCCACGGCAGCAGCAGCAGCACAAGCACAGUUUCGGAGAUCGAGGAGGCUCAGACCACGAACACGAAGGCCACUCCUCCGCUCAUCGAGGAGGCAGCAGCCCAGGAGGAUCCCCACCACCAGGAUAGCCAAACCCCCGGCCAAAUGGACCAGACGCACCACCACCAUAUGCGCAAGGCGGAGGCGGUGCGCCAGCAGAUGGCCAACGAGGACGACGAGGAGGAUCGCGACUCCAACGAGGAUGACGAGGCCACGCCCAUGAUGAGCGGCGUGGGGCGCAAGGAGCAGAACAACCGACGCAGCGUCGUCAGCGCCAAUACGCAAAUGGACAACGAUGUCACGCCCGUUUACCUGGCGGCGCAGGAGGGCCACUUGGAGGUGCUUAAGUUUCUGGUGCUCGAGGCCGGCGGCUCUUUGUACGUCCGCGCACGCGACGGCAUGGCACCGAUCCAUGCCGCUUCACAAAUGGGCUGCUUGGAUUGCCUCAAAUGGAUGGUCCAGGAUCAGGGAGUGGAUCCCAAUUUGCGAGAUGGGGAUGGAGCCACGCCCCUGCACUUUGCCGCCUCCCGGGGUCACCUGUCCGUCGUCCGCUGGCUGCUCAACCAUGGAGCGAAACUGUCCCUGGACAAAUAUGGCAAGUCGCCUAUCAACGAUGCGGCCGAAAAUCAGCAGGUUGAGUGCCUGAAUGUCCUGGUCCAGCAUGGCACUUCGGUGGACUACAAUGGCAAGAGCAGCAGCUCGCAGCGGCACAAGUCGCAGCAGCAACUGCAGCACCACCACCAGCAACAUCAGCAGCAGCAGCAGCAACACCUGAGCAGCAGCUGCAACUCGAACUCGAACUCCUCGAAGCAGACCAGUCGCAGCAAUACGAUCAAGUCCAAGUCCUCCUCCACCCUGAGCUCCGAUGUGGAGCCCUUCUAUCUGCAUCCGCCGGCCAUAGCAGCUGGAGGAUCGGGAAUGGGCAUGGGCAUGGCCAUGAGCAUGGGCAUGGGCAUGGGAAUGGGCAUGGGCAUGGGGAUAUCGAGGAAAAACAGCGAUGCCCUGUACUCGCAGCAAUCGCGGAGUUCCUCCGAGAAGCUAUACAAUGGUUCGUCCUCCCUGGGCGGCAAUCCGGGUGGCAACAGUUCUUCCGGCGGAGGAGGAGGAGGAGGCGGCGGAGGAGGAGGAACGGCCAUGCUGCCCAACGAUGGGCUGUAUGUGAAUCCCAUGCGGAAUGGAGGGAUGUACAAUACGCCCUCGCCGAAUGGCAGCAUCUCCGGGGAGUCGUUCUUCCUGCACGAUCCGCAGGACAUCAUCUACAACCGGGUGAGGGAUCUCUUCGUGGACUCCGAUUGCAGCAGCAGUGUGAAGCAGCAUGGUGGUAAGAGCCACGCACACGCCCACUCCCACAGCCAGCUGCUCCAAGCGAAGGCGGGCAAUGCGAUGACCAUCCAGGCCGAUGUCCAUUCCAGUUCGAGUGGCGCGGGCAGUGGCUCCGACGAGUCGGUGUCCAUCUCGUCCAGCUUCAACUCGCCGAAGCAGCAGCAGCAGCUGCGCAGCCAGAGCUUCAAUCGCCACGGCAGCAGCAGCAACAUCAGCGGAGGCGGCGGCAACAUCAAGAGCGGCAGCAACUACAAGCUAAGCAAGGGCCUGAUGGCGAGCAAUAAUCACUCCCAAAAUAAUCAGAAUGGCGGCGGGGAUCAUGACUACGAGGACAUCUACCUGGUGCGCGAGGAGUCGCGGAAGCAGCACCAACAGCAGCAGCAGCAGCAACAUCAGUUGCAGCAGCAACAGCAGCAGUUGCAACUGCAGGCCGUGCAGCAGCAGCAGCAGCAUAAAUACAACGUGGGACGCUCGCGGUCGAGGGACAGUGGCUCCCAUUCGCGUUCGGCCAGCGCCAGUUCCACCAGGAGCACGGACAUUGUGCUGCAGUACAGCAAUCAUCACUUGAACAACAAGCGCAACAUGAACAACAGCAGCAACAUCAACAACAGCAGCAGCAAUAUCGCACUCAACAACAACAGCAACAACAGUCUGCUGAAUCGCAAUAAAUCGCAUUCGAUCAUCGGCUUGCAUAGCAGCAAGUACGAGUCCUCGCUGAAGGACAACUACAGUGCGAAGAACGUGAAUCUGAAGAAUCAGCUGCUCAACGGCGGCAUCAAGAGCGACACCUACGAGUCCGUCUGUCCGCCGGAGGACGUGGCCGAGCGGACCAAGCAGACGCACAAGAACUCCAUGAUCCGCAACAACCUGGCAGAUGCCUCGAUCGGCAACAGCAACAUGAGCAACAACAACAGCGGCAGCAUCAGCAACAUCAGCAACAUGAACGGCGGCAAUCAGAGCAGCAGGAAUCUCAAGCGGGUCUCCUCGGCGCCACCCAUGCAAAAUUUGGCAGUGGUCAAUGGACCACCUCCACCUCCGUUGCCGCCACCAUUAAGGGCACCCGUUCAGCAGCAACGCAACAACUUGAACUCAGAGCAGCCGAACAAUAUGAACAACAACAACAACAACAGCAGCAACAACAACAAUGGCAUCUACAAGAAGAAUGUCUUUGGAUCGAAUCCGAUUCCAACCACUGCCAAUGGAGCAGGUGGCGGAGCAGCUCCUCCCCCAGUUCCCAAUCCCAAUCCCGUGGCCACAGAAGCCGCCGACUCGGAUUCCGGACUCGAGGUGGUCGAGGAGCCGAGCCUGAGGCCAUCGGAACUGGUGCGCGGCAAUCAUAAUCGCACCAUGUCCACCAUAUCGGCGAACAAGAAAGCCAAGCUGCUCAAUGCCAGCAGCCCAAAUGGAGUUAAUGCUGCAGUUAAUCCGGAGGAUUCCCCAUCGCCUGGAAGUGGUAAUGGAAAUGGGAAUGAUAAUAACCAUUUCUAUGGGUACUCAGAGGGUCCGAAGGGAGGAAAUCAGAGGAGCCAUGUGAAUGGCAAUGGGAACUACCAGCAGCCGCAGCAUUACCAACAGCCCACUGGUCAGCCCCAUCAGUACACCCCUAAUUUGUACGAGGACCACUACGAGCUCAGCCAGCAGCAGCACCAGCAGAUCUACGGGGAGAGCCACUUGGCCAACGGAGGAGGAGGACAGCGGACCGGCGGACCCAAUCUGGUCAACAAGCAGCUCGUGCUGCCGUUUGUGCCGCCCAGUUUUCCCAAUAAAUCACAAGACGGCGUCACGCAUCUCAUCAAGCCGUCCGAGUAUCUCAAGAGCAUCAGCAUCGACAAGCGUUCGUGUCCAUCCUCCGCCCGCUCCACGGACACGGAGGACUACAUGCAGAUACAGAUCGCCCAGCAGCAGCAGGUGCACCACUCGCAGCUCCACUCGCAGCAUCCGCAGUCGCAUCCGCAUCCACAUCCCACACAUCCGCACCAUCCCCAUCCCCAUCCGCACCAUCAGCACCCCCACCAGCUGCAUGGAAUGGGCGAGCAGCCCCCUCUGCCUCCUCCGCCACCGCCGCUGCCCCACGGAAUGCUGCCGCCGCAGCCGCCGAUGGGUCCGCCGAUGGGCGGGGGCGUAGGCGGGGGCGGGGCCGGUGGCCAGGAUGCCACCAUCUCCGGCAAGUCGCACAAGCCCAAGAAGCCGCAUGGCUCGGCGCCCAACAGCCAGGACACGGCCUCCAGGAAGCAGCACCAGCCACUGUCGGCCAUCUCCAUUCAGGAUCUGAACAGCGUCCAGCUGCGCCGCACGGACACGCAGAAGGUGCCGAAGCCCUACCAGAUGCCCGCGCGCAGCCUGAGCAUGCAGUGCCUGACCUCCAGCACGGACACCUAUCUCAAGUCCGACCUGAUUGCCGAGCUGAAGAUCUCCAAGGACAUACCCGGCAUCAAGAAGAUGAAGGUGGAACAGCAGAUGGCCAGUCGGAUGGACUCGGAGCACUACAUGGAGAUCACCAAGCAGUUCUCGGGCAACAACUACGUGGAUCAGAUACCGGAACGGGACCAGGCCGGCAACGCCAUACCCGACUGGAAGCGCCAGAUGAUGGCCAAGAAGGCGGCCGAGCGGGCCAAGAAGGACUUCGAGGAGCGCAUGGCCCAGGAGGCGGAGUCGCGCCGCCUCUCCCAGAUUCCCCAAUGGAAGCGAGACCUACUGGCUCGGCGCGAGGAGACGGAGAACAAGCUGAAGGCGGCCAUCUACACGCCCAAGGUGGAGGAGAACAACCGGGUGGCGGACACCUGGCGGCUGAAGAACCGCGCCAUGUCCAUCGACAACAUCAACAUCAAUCUGGCCGGCAUGGAGCAGCACUACCAGCAGAUCCAGUUCCAGCAGCAGCAGCAUCAGCAGCAGCUCCUGCAGUUGGGCAACAAGGAGAACCAUGGCGAUCCGAAGCUGGCCAGUCAGGAGGAUCAGGAGCAGGGCGGCGGUGGAGUCCAGGAGCUACUCGAACCAUCGGAGGGCAGUCAGGGAAGAGGAGGCGAGGAGGAGCAGGAGGACAACAUCAUCCCGUGGCGCGCCCAGCUGCGCAAGACCAACAGUCGCCUCAGCCUGAUCUAAAUGCGAUCUAAAUUACGAUCUUAAAUACGAUGUAGAGCCCAGAAGAAACCCAUCCUAUCACUCGAUUUUUUUUUGUUUUUUUUUUCGAUUAACCUAAAGCAUGUGCAAUUAUAACAGGAGAAAUAGAAGCCCAUAAAAACUAAGUCUAAGUUCUAGCUACUUACAUUGUACUAUAUGCAUUAUCAUAACCCCUAUUAUUACUAUUAUUACACCUAAUUGUACUCGAUGUGUUUUUUUUUUUUAAUUUGGCAAAAAGAAUAUUAUUAUUAUUGUUAUUCCUAGGGGGCAGUAUCGCAUGGCGAAACAAGCGUAUAUAUCUAAUCUUAGCUGCUGUCCUUGAGUUCUAUUUCGGUGUUGUAUUUUUAUUUUUAUCAUUUUUACUCUCCAUUAUUUGACUAUUUUUUUUUGCGACUCGGCUUGAAUUUACUAAGUAAUGGCAUUAAUUUAAUUGUCUCGGUUAAGCAUUUUUUUAUUGUUAUUUGUUUUUAUAUACGCGGCUCAAACAAUAUUAUU